Chiroxiphia lanceolata (lance-tailed manakin) is the source of this 3777-nucleotide messenger RNA. RefSeq names its product squalene epoxidase (gene SQLE). The transcript is spliced from 11 exons. Gene Ontology annotation, biological process: sterol biosynthetic process; cholesterol metabolic process. Bases 398 to 2122 code for a protein of 574 amino acids. Lineage: Eukaryota; Metazoa; Chordata; Aves; Passeriformes; Pipridae. The record is from RefSeq and is a predicted model, not a curated record. Gene Ontology annotation, cellular component: endoplasmic reticulum; membrane. Gene Ontology annotation, molecular function: squalene monooxygenase activity; flavin adenine dinucleotide binding.
CGCCCUCCCCCGCCCCGCCUUAGACCCUGGGCGUGAGGGCUCCGGCACUGAGCGGGGUUGGAUACGGUGCAGCGGCGACCUGGGGGCGGCGGGACGAGCUCCAGCUCCUCCGGCGUCGCGUGUGUCCGUGAGGAGCCGCGCAGAGCUCAGGGAUUCUUAAGAAGACGUUUUAUUUUUUUUUUAUUUCUUUUUUUUGGAGGUUUCGGAACCUCUGUCCGGGCUCCUGGGGCUUGUCCCUCUUGUGGAACUCCUAGUUUUCCCAUUGAGAUCUCCCUUCCAUUGCAAAGGAAGUGGUCUCGUUUCUGUCUAUACGUUUUUUCACCCCUUGCACGAAGCCCCGGUUUGGGCUAUCGACGGCGAAGCUUUGGAGGAACAGCCGGGAGCAGUGACCCUCACGAUGUGGACCUUUCUGGGCAUCGCCUCCUUCAUCUACGUGUAUAAAAAGUGUGGAGACCUCAUGACUUAUGCUAACAAGGAGGUGCUGCUCUCCAUGUUGGUAUUUUUCUCCCUCGGCUUGCUGCUGUCCUACAGGUACCACUUCAGGGGGCCCCGGCAGCGGCAGCAGCAGAAGCAGAAGUCACACCUGGGGAUGCUCUCUGAUGUGCUCUCAGCUUUACCGCUUGUUGGAUUUUUCUGGGCCAAACCCACCCCGGGGGCUCAACAAGUCGAACAACCCAAAUCCAGAAAGGGUAAAAAAGAAGUGAACUUCUCAGAUGUGUAUCUGACAGAGACAGCUCCAAAUACAACAUUAUCGCCUCAAUAUGAUCCAGAAAUUAUCAUUGUGGGAUCAGGCGUCCUUGGUUCUUCCUUGGCGACAGUGCUCUCAAGGGAUGGAAGAAAGGUGACAGUGAUAGAGCGGGAUCUGAAAGAACCUGACAGGAUAGUUGGAGAAUUGUUGCAACCUGGAGGAUUUAAUGCUCUUCGAGACUUGGGUCUUGAAGAUACAGUAGAAGGUAUUGAUGCACAAGUGGUAAAUGGUUACAUAAUUCAUGACCUAGAGAGCAAAUCAGAGGUUGAGAUUCCUUAUCCAACAUCUGAAGAUGGACGUGUGGCCAGUGGAAGAUCUUUUCAUCAUGGCCAGUUCAUCAUGGGUCUCCGAAGGGCAGCUAUGGCAGAGCCCAAUGCAAAAUUCAUUGAGGGGACUGUGUUACAGUUGCUUGAGGAAGAUGACUGUGUCGUGGGUGUUCAAUACAAGGACAAAGAAACUGGAGACACUAAGGAACUUCAUGCACCACUUACAGUUGUAGCCGAUGGACUUUUUUCCAAGUUUAGGAAAAACUUGAUAUCCAGUAAAGUUACUGUUUCAUCCCAUUUUGUUGGUUGCAUUUUGAAGGAUUCACCACAGUUUAAAGCUAAUUAUGCUGAACUUGUUUUAGCUAAGACAAGUCCAGUGCUAAUCUAUAAGAUUUCUUCAACGGAGACUCGGGUCCUUGUUGAUAUUCGAGGGGAAAUGCCCAAAAAUUUAAAAGAAUACAUGAUUGAGAACAUUCAUCCACAACUGCCUGAUCAUUUAAAGGAACCAUUCUUAAUAGCAGUUCAGAAUGACCGUUUGAGGACUAUGCCAGCCAGCUUCUUGCCUCCUUCAGCUGUAAACAAGAAAGGUGUUCUUCUUUUAGGAGAUGCAUAUAAUAUAAGACACCCUCUAACUGGUGGAGGAAUGAGUGUUAUUUUAAAUGAUGUUAAAAUAUGGAGAAGUUUGCUCCAGGAUAUUCCAGACCUUUAUGAAGAUUCUGAAGUUCUUAAGGCAAAAAGAACAUUUUACUGGUCAAGAAAAAAAUCUCAUUCUUUUGUAGUGAAUGUUCUUGCCCAGGCACUUUAUGAACUCUUUGCUGCCAGAGAUGAUUCCUUGCAUCAGCUAAAGACAGCCUGUUUCCAUUACUUCAGACUUGGAGGAGAAUGUGUCUCAGGUCCUGUUGGAUUGCUCUCUGUGUUAUCUCCUAAACCAAUGGUACUGAUUGGCCACUUCUUUGCUGUGGCUUUAUACGCCGUUUAUUUUUGCUUUAAGUCAGAGUCCUGGAUCACCACACCUCGAGCAGUUUUCAGUAGUGGAGCUGUUCUUUACCGGAGCUGCUCUAUAAUAUUUCCACUUAUUUACUCUGAAAUGAAGUAUUUAGUCUACUAAAAUCCAGGGGAAAAUGACCAGAUGAAAAAAACAAGGAAAUCACAAUGCCUUCAAAAUCUUUGGACGUGUACUAUUUAAUAUUGUAUUAUGUUUUCUUCUCUUCAAAAUGCAAUUUCCUUGAUAAGGAUUUAACUUAAUUUUGGUUUUGUGGUUCUAUACAUAUAUAUUAUAUGUAAAUAUUCUUUUCUUUGCGAUUUAAGUUCAAAAAGGAGUUAGCUGUUUACAAAGACCAUAAUUAAGUGUUGACACGUGGUAGAUAAUUGCCAGUUUUGACAGAAUUUCUUUCCUUGCUUUACCCAUUGCUGAGUGCACCACUAAUAUUAAUAAACUGAGAAGUGAGAACUGUAAAGCAUAUGCUGCUAUUAUCCUUCAUGCUUUUUCUGUUCAGUAGUUCUAUAGACUGUUUCUUUAUUACUGUGAAGUAUUGUAACCUUCUUGAAUUGGGUUAUUUUGUUAGGAUUUGCCUCUGUUCUGUUUCAGUUGCAGGUGAGAUACUAGCCUGUUGGCACUUAAAAGGACAUUGUAAAGGAUGUCAGGUUUUGAUGUGUCACCAUAUCUUUAACUUGAGUCACUGUUGCCAGUACCAUGUUGCUCUUCUGAAUUCAUUCUUUACACUGGAAUUCAUUUAAACAAGUAAUAAUCAAACUAUAGCUGUGUUGGCUACUGCAGUGCACUCAGGUACUGAAAGCACAUGUUUUUUGGAAAUUUCUUCCUAUCUCACUUCCUUUUAAAACCUUGGGAGUUUGGAUUUGUGUGUGCAACUGAAGUUUAACGCUGCCACAAACUGAAGCACAGCAACAAACUUUAUCCACUGAAACAAAUUCAGUCUGGGCUAUUUCCAGUAGAGAGUAAUCUUUAAUAUUACUUCUAAAAAUUAAUGAGAAGUACCAUGAAAGUGUCCUUUUAAUACUUGGAGUAUGGUGGGAUUAUUUUUCCUGUAGGAAUUGCUGCAUGCUACUAAAGAGUUCAUAUCUAUUCCUGUUGGUCACUAUUCCUCUCAAUGUUCUCAUUAUCAGUGUGCUUUCCUUUGUUCUUGUGUGUCUGCAUUUUACUUUGCCUUUUCUGUGUUUGACUUGGGGAUGGCUCCACUCUUGGCUUGCCUAAACAAUCACACUUGGGUGCAGCCAACAGUCUGGGAAACAGUAACAGAUUUUGUUCUUCUAUACUGGUGAAACUGUGACUCUAUCUUGAAAAUGGCAGCUUGCAUAAGCUGUGUAUAAACACAUUUUAUCUUGGACUGUGAAAAAAAUCUGUGGAGAGACUUUAUUUAGUAUUUUAUUUGAUGAAUAUGACCUGUUCUUUUCCAGAAGCAAAAGUAUGUAUAUUUUUCUAACCAUGAUCACUUUUGAUACCCUCUUGAAAUUACACCCAUCAUGAAUAUGUCUAUGUUUAAACUUUAGGGUGAAGUACUAAUAUUUUCAAAUAUCAUUAUAUAUGGUAACUAAAUGAUACCCCUUUAGGGGUACACAAAGUUUGCAGAAUUUAUACAAGUGUUUUCAAAAUUUGUGACAAUUUUGAAAAUAUUGAUUAAUUUUACAUUUUCUAUUUUUUUAUAUUAUUUGCAGUUAGUCUCUUUGAAGUCAAGGAUAAAAAGUCUUGAGCCAAAUACACAUCCUCAGCUUACUUAAAUAAAAAGUUACAAUAUAUGUAGAUUA